ACAUCAUCUACGACUGUGGAUGAAGCUUAUGGAAACGAAGUUGUGGCUCGGUCCAAUUGAAAUCUAACGAUAUCUGGAUAAAGAUAAAUUUGGGCUUAGAAAGCCCAAGAAAAUUGCAAGCAGUCGUUAUAGGACCCUAAACCCUAACACAAACAAAACCAGUAUGCCAUGGAACCUUCACACAGAUGCAGAGCACGGUCAUCGUCAUCCUCCCUUCCCCCUCGUCAUCAUCAUCAUCAUUUUCACCAUCACCAUCAGCACCACCACCACCACCAUCACCACGGUCCCUUGAUCUUCUUGCCUCACCAUCAUCACUUGAUCAUCUGCCCUUACCACCACAUAAAUCAUCAUAGCUAUCAUGUAAACGCUACUUUUACUCCUCUUCCGCCCCAAAAUUCAGAUCAGCCUUCGCAGAAUCCUUUCAAGUUACAGGCGGAAGCUCGCCUUUUCAAACAUACUUCUCAUUACGAUGCUCAGACGUGGACGUUGCAAGAUGAAGAGAACACAGGUUUAGCAGAAGAGGAAGAGGAAGAAGCUGAGGAGCCCAUCUUUGUUCUAACUGAUGAAUGGAGAGAGUUUUUUGCAGCAUCUGAAGCCAAGAGAAAAUUGGCGAAGAAGCAGGCUAAGAAGAAAUAGCAGAAACCGACAACAUUCCGGGACGAUCAAUCUUUCAAGUAUGAGAUAGGAUGUGUCGUAAAUAAAAAUGUUGUCAAAUUGCCAAUUAUGCAACAUAUAUAUAUAUAAUUUGGAAACCA
Mangifera indica (mango) is the source of this 755-nucleotide messenger RNA. Its product is annotated as SKI/DACH domain-containing protein 1-like. NCBI's taxonomy places the organism in Eukaryota, Viridiplantae, Streptophyta, Magnoliopsida, Sapindales, Anacardiaceae. The record is from RefSeq and is a predicted model, not a curated record. The transcript is spliced from 3 exons. The coding region runs from base 169 to 636 and encodes 155 amino acids.